Messenger RNA from Tribolium castaneum (red flour beetle), 3579 nucleotides. RefSeq names its product Formin-like (gene Frl). Gene Ontology annotation, biological process: cortical actin cytoskeleton organization; regulation of cell shape; cell migration. Gene Ontology annotation, molecular function: small GTPase binding; actin filament binding. Gene Ontology annotation, cellular component: cytosol. NCBI's taxonomy places the organism in Eukaryota, Metazoa, Arthropoda, Insecta, Coleoptera, Tenebrionidae. The coding region runs from base 146 to 3289 and encodes 1047 amino acids. The record is from RefSeq and is a predicted model, not a curated record. The transcript has 12 exons.
GAAAAUCUAAAACUUUGUUUAGUUUUGCGAGAUUUACGUUUGCGGCGCGUUGUGUGAAAACCUGUUGCGUUUGUGUGACGCGAUCGUGCGUGAUGCGGCAAAGAACGUGAUUUUUGGUGGCGCAUAGUGUAUUUUUUCUGCGACCAUGGGCUUGGGCGUAUCGAAGGAGGCGCCUUGCCCGGAGCUGGAAAGGCCGGAAAGUGUGAUCUCGUCGAAAUUGCACGGAAGACAGGCGAGCAUCCGCCAGAGCACCAUGAGGGCCAAGUCGAAGCAGCCCAUGCCCGACCCCAACGAACUGGAGAGGAGAUUCACCAAAGUGCUGGCCUCCAUGGACUUGCCGCCCGAUAAAGCCAAACUGCUGAAAAACUACGAUUCGGAGAAGAAAUGGGACAUCAUCUGCGAUCAGGAAAUGGUGCACGCUAAAGACCCUCCCUCCUUCUACUUAAACAAACUCCGGACGUACCUCGACCCCAAGGCCUCCCGCAGCCACAGGAAGCGAAAAAUGGUCGGCGAGUCGACUUCGACUCAAGUCCUGCGUGACCUGGAGAUAUCCCUGCGGACGAACCACAUCGAAUGGGUGCGAGAAUUUUUAAACGAGGAGAACAACGGCUUGGACGUCCUGAUCGACUAUUUGAGCUUUAGGCUGGGCAUGAUGCGGCACGAGCAGCGCAUCGCCGAGUCCAGGACCGCCUCCGAGGAGCGGCUGGGCCCCGGCCAGCCGCCGCCCGCCCCCAGCGUCCAGAACGGAUACAUUCGCGCCCCCUUGGACAUCCCGGACAGCUCGAGCGUCAAACGGCGCUCCAAGCACGUCGCCAAGCUGAACAUGGGGGAGUCCAAGGACGACAUACACGUCUGCAUCAUGUGCAUGAGGGCCAUUAUGAACAAUAAGUAUGGGUUCAAUAUGGUGAUCCAGCACCGUGAGGCCAUCAACUGCAUUUCGCUCAGCUUGAUCCACAAGAGUUUGCGCACGAAGGCGCUGGUGCUGGAGCUUUUGGCGGCGAUUUGCCUGGUCAAAGGCGGGCACGAGAUAAUUCUCUCCGCGUUUGAUAAUUUCAAAGAGGUGUGUCAUGAGGAGCACCGCUUCCAGACGUUGAUGGAUUAUUUUCUCAAUUACGAUGUCUUCCACAUCGAGUUUAUGGUUGCGUGCAUGCAGUUUGUGAACAUUAUUGUGCAUUCGGUGGAGGAUAUGAACUUUAGGGUCCAUCUGCAGUAUGAGUUCACGGCGCUGGGGCUGGACAGCUAUUUGGAGAAGUUGAGGUUUACGGAAAGUGAGGAGUUGCAAGUGCAGAUCUCGGCCUAUUUGGACAACGUGUUCGAUGUGGCGGCGCUCAUGGAGGAUAGCGAGACCAAGACGGCGGCCUUGGAGAAGGUGGCCGAGAUGGAGGACGAGCUGGCGCAACUCCACGAAAAAAUCCAAGACAUCGAACACCAAGCCCUCGAAGAGAUCGCCCACUUGAAAACCGACCUGGCCCAACUGCGCCAAGAACGCGACGAACUCGCCGAAUUCAAACGCCACGCCGACGAAGAGGUCAACACUUUACGUCGCGUUGUCCAACACCACGAACAAGAAUCGAAAAAUCGCCAAUCGAUGUUCGAAUCAAAAAUCGCCGAACUCGAAAAAACAGUCCCGAAGUCGGCCUCAGUUGCCGGUAUUUCCGACCUGACGCCGCCCGAUUCGACCACCUCGCCUGUGCCCGCCUCGCCUGUGAUACCGCCCCCGGCCGCGCCGCCGCCGCCGCCGUGCCCGCCGCCGCCGCCGUCCAGAGUGCCUUCCGCGCCCGUGCCGCCGCCGCCCGCCGGCUUCAUGCAAGCGCCAGAUGGCGCCAUGACCAUCAAACGCAAAGUACAAACCAAAUACAAACUGCCAACCAUCAAUUGGAUCGCACUGAAGCCGAAUCAAGUCAGAGGGACGAUUUUUAACGAAUUGGACGAUGAUAAGCUGCACGGAUUCAUCGAUUUUAACGACUUUGAGGAGCGAUUCAAGAUUGGAAAUGCCGGCUUGUUGGCGAAUGGCACUAGUGAGCUUGAUGGGCUUUCGACGUUCCCGAGCAAAAGGUUCAAAAAGCCGGAAAAUGUCACACUUUUGGAGCACACCAGACUGAGAAAUAUCGCAAUUUCGAGGCGAAAAUUGGAAAUGUCGCCUGAGAAAGUGAUAAAUGCGAUCAAUUUACUCGAUUUGAAACAAUUGAGUCUCGAAAAUGUCGAAUUGUUGCAAAGGAUGGUGCCGACCGAGCAGGAAACAAAAGCCUAUCGGGAGUAUGUCAAUGAUAAGAAAAACGUCAAUUUGUUGACUGAAGAGGACAAGUUUUUGCUACAGUUGACCAAGGUCGAGCGAAUUUCGGCCAAGUUGUCGAUUAUGAGUUACAUAGGCAAUUUUUACGACAAUCUGCACUUGAUAACGCCGCAAACACAUGCGAUCAUUUCUGGCUCAAAUUCUGUGAAAAACUCGAAGAAAUUGAGAUCAGUUUUGGAGAUAAUCCUCGCAUUCGGCAAUUAUCUCAACAGCAGUAAACGAGGGCCGGCUUACGGCUUCAAACUUCAAUCACUCGACACACUUUUAGACACGAAAUCGACCGAUAAAAGAAUGUGUCUUUUGCAUUACAUCGUCGCAACGAUUCGCCAAAAAUUCCCCGAAUUGCUAAACUUCGACUCGGACCUGCACUACAUAGAGAAAGCCGCAGUUGUUUCUCUCGAAAACAUCACAACUGAUGUCCAUGAGCUAGAGAAAGGGAUGGAAGCGGUCCGAAAAGAGGCCGAAAUCCGGGGCAAAGGGCCUCAGAGCAUCGUCGUUCGUGAUUUCCUCGCCAAUGCCGAGGAGAAGUUGAGGCGAUUGAGGAACGACGCCAAAACAGCACAAGAGGCCUUCAGGGAGUGCGUGGAGUAUUUUGCAGAGUCGCCAAGGACCACCGAUGCCAACACUUUCUUCUCCUUGUUAGUCAGAUUUGUCAAAGCUUUCAAGCAAGCGGAUCAGGACAACGAGCAAAGAAGGAGACUGGAAAUCGCUGCUCAAAAUGCCAACAAUAAAACCAACGAAGACGUGGCGAAGAGGAAUAAAAUCAACCAGAAGAAACAACAAGAAGCUGUAAUAAACGAAUUGAAACACAAAACAAGACUGGUGCAGGAGAAAAAGCUCUUGCAACAAGACGAAGUGUACAAUGGUGCCCUUGAAGAUAUCCUCCUAGGGCUAAAAAGUGAGCCUUACCGUCGUGCCGAUGCGGUGCGAAGAAGUCAAAGACGGAGGAUUGAUAAUAAUCGCUUGUCUAAAACAAUGGAAGAGUUGGAAGUUUGAGUCUCAAAAGCUGUAAAUAAUUCGUGUAAAUGCUCUCUGAUGCUGAUGAUGAUAUUAAGAUGUGAUUGUAUUUAAAUAUUUUUGUACAUAGUUGCAAUUUUAUAAAGUACUACUAGUGGUAAGGCUAUUUUUAUAUUGUUGUUUGUACACUGAAAUAAUCAUUACGGCACAUUCCGGGUUUGUCGUUUGUGCGUGUUUUACUGAUUUGUGAUUUUGAAAUGUUUUAAUGCGAAUUGUAUGUUUAUUAUUUAUAGCCAAGCAAUAAAAAGUUUAUUAUUGAUUGAUUAAAA